Molecule: messenger RNA, 1329 nt
Organism: Alternaria rosae
Lineage: Eukaryota; Fungi; Ascomycota; Dothideomycetes; Pleosporales; Pleosporaceae
Exons: 3
Coding region: 1-1107 (368 amino acids)
Source: RefSeq, a predicted model, not a curated record
AUGACAGACACGGACGCGAAGAACGUUUUGCUGGUGCGUUUCGCAUGCGCCUCGCCGUUACCGCGCAAAUCUGCCGCGUUCAGACAGAAUGUACUGCAGACAAGACUUGGAAGAUUGAGAACUGACAGUAGCUCAAAGUGGCAGCGAGAUGUUAAUUGUUUGGUGAGGGAACUAGAUGGACCUUCCGCAUCGGCCAGUCCUGGAUCCACAAGCUGGAGUUUCACGUGGGUGCGGUUCUUGAGCCCAGAUGCUAAGAGAGGGGCUUUUGCUAGCGGCGGCCCGAUGUCCUUUUCUCGGUCACGCUGCUCCGUGGACACCAGCGACGGAAACGGUAUCGACAGAUGUGCUACGGGUGCGGUGGGCUGCAGCACGCCAAGGCAGGUGGACGCAAUCAGUGCUCGAGUGAAAGGCGGCAGAUGCCAGCGGCUUGGUCCUGCACCGAGGCGACACAAUCCCGGUUGCAUGCUCAUGCGCCAACAAGUGAUCGACUCUUGUCAGAUUCAGGCUGCGGCAGGGGGUGGAUUGGGUGACACGAGCCUUUUUGCCGAGGACGCGGGAGCGGAGGACAGCUGCGUCACAUUGCGAUGCAUGCCGAGAGCCGCUAAGCAGACGACGGAGGCUUCUCUGUUCCCAUGUGGAGGCUGGCUGAUCGCCCGCCCCCGGCCUUUGGACGGUACUGCGUGUGGGUGCGCACCACCUGUGUCAGCACCAUCGGCGACUAUGGGGGUCUGGGUGGCUGGCAUGGUAAUCUGGCGACGCCCCCCAGAAAGCCCCGCUACGCCAACAGGCAGUCUCGGGAGAAGAAAUGCACCAUCAGCGUGGGUGUCGCGCUGUGUUGGGUGCCUUGGGGAGAGUUUGUUUUGCAGGGAGAAAGUUGAGGCUGGAACAUGCUCGAACCGUGAUCCACAUGUGUUCGCAACGUCCAACGGCCCCUGCGACCGUGUCUCAGUAACUCGUUCAGGCAGAGGGUGUGGCGUUCUGCGCUGGCAGUGUAUCAUCAUGGCAGUCGAAAAUCGGCGAACCCAGAUUGAUGUGUCCUCUAGAUGCGGCGCAUAUAGCGUGAUGGCGGCGGUAGCGUGUCAAUCCAUCGGCUCCGCUGUUGGGUGAACCUGGGACGAACCGUACCAGAUCCGACGGAACGAUCUGAAACAAACACUUCGAUCUACCAGAAUUACAUUGCCUGGAGCAGCGUAGUCAAGCAGUCUGGCUCGUCUGUCACCUGGCACCAAUGUGAUGUAGUACAGUAAGGCGCCGGCGGUGGUUGCAUGGGUCGCGGCGGAUAGUCAGCGCGUCGAUGCUAGGCACGUAAUUUACGGCCCACUGGCUGGC